AUGCGUCAUAGUUCUGGAUUUGGGUGGGACCCGAUCACAAAGAGAUUCACUGUUGAUGAUGAAUCACAUCCAAUGCAUGUGCAUUUUCGAACAGAAACUUUUCCAGACUAUGAGGACUUGAAAAUUGCAGUUGGAAAUGGAACUGCAACUGAAAUGGGCUCAAUCAGUCUAGGUGAUGAUCCAAAUGUCAUAACAUAUGCAACGGAAGAAAACGGACAUUGGGAAAUUGAUGGAUUUGUUUUUAAUCGAACUACUAACAUGUUUGUACAAGUUGAAAAUGAGUCAUCACACCAAGAAAACUCACAAUCUCUUUCACAACAACUCUCCCAAGGUACCAAUGCAGAUGCUCCACCAAACAGCAGGACUCAAGGGAAAACGGAGUAA
Molecule: messenger RNA, 384 nt
Organism: Rosa rugosa (rugosa rose)
Lineage: Eukaryota; Viridiplantae; Streptophyta; Magnoliopsida; Rosales; Rosaceae
Exons: 2
Coding region: 1-384 (127 amino acids)
Source: RefSeq, a predicted model, not a curated record